This is a messenger RNA of Cucurbita pepo subsp. pepo (vegetable marrow), 2094 nucleotides long. RefSeq lists its product as uncharacterized. The record is from RefSeq and is a predicted model, not a curated record. NCBI's taxonomy places the organism in Eukaryota, Viridiplantae, Streptophyta, Magnoliopsida, Cucurbitales, Cucurbitaceae.
CUCGUAUUCGUUUUCGAUUUCAAUUGCGGGUUUUGCGUUCUCGUGGAUACAUUCUGAAACUCCCGAAGAAGACGUAAAGGAAGAGGAGAAGUGGCAUCAGAAGCAGAGUCCAAUGUUUGGAUCUAGAUUUUCCAUUUUCGGAAGCGGUGCUGCUUCUGCUGCUGAUAAGGUUGAGAAGUCGGCGAAGAGCGAUGUUUUUCCUGGCCUGAAACUUCGCUCCGAUAAAGAUGUAUAUUGGCCUGGCGAUCCGGUUGUUGUUACCAUUGAAAUUUCCUCCUCUGUCCCUCCAUAUGACUGCUCUCUUUUCAUCGAGCGCCUUCGUUUUGAGAUUAUUGGCCUCCAGAAGUUGGACGCUCAGUGGUUUAGCACUCAGAAGCCAAUCCCUGGAUCCAAACAACGGAGAGGUGAACGCAUUUUCAUGGACUGCUCGGUACAAUCAAUAGUUUCAAAUCAGAUAAUAUCUUCGGGGGCCACUAAGUCAUAUGUGGUUCGAACAACACUUCCUAGCCGCAUACCACCAUCUUACAAGGGUGCCACUAUUCGUUAUAUGUAUUAUGUUAAAAGUACAUUACUAGGACGAUGGCUAAUACAGGAAAAUGGUCGAUCCCGUAAAGAGUCGCUGAAGGAUCAAAUAGAAAUGGAAGCUCGGGUUCCAUUACAAGUGUGGGUCACUCAGAAAAUCAGUGGCAUGCUAAUGGAAGAAGGUCAAAAUGAUGCCUUUCAAAUGGAUGUAUUUUGGAAAGAGAUGGAAGGUGACACUGAUUGGGUCAGAGCAAAUGAUAUAUAUGAUGGCAUUGAUGAAGGAUACGAAAGCUCAAGGGAUGAGAUCUCUUCUGUCUCAUCAUACAACCCAAUGAGAGAACCUUUUCAUAGAACCUUUGGAAGUUCACUGUCGUUUCAAUCAUCUGCUGCAAAAUCUGGAAGAUUUUCAAUGAAGGAUUCUCCUUUUACUGAAGGAGAGCGAUUAAGUUUAUCUUCUAAUGUUGCACAUCCUGGUCUCUCUGUUGCUGAGGUCCUAUAUGAUUCCGCCGAUGGCACAUCGCCUCAGAAGUCAUCUGCAGUUGGAAGCCAGGCGUUGAACUUCGAGAAGAAUCAGUCAAAAGAUGAUGAUGCUGGAGUACCAUCUUCGCCAAGGCCGAAAACUAAUGAACCUGUAGCAUCAGAAGGCUUUAUUCGAGGAAGAUCUUACAAUAUCAGGGUAGAUGACCAAGUUUUGCUUAGAUUUUGCCCAAAAAAUUCUGAUUCAACCUAUUAUUUUAGUGAUAUGAUAGGUGGAACUCUUACCUUUUUCCAUGAAGAAGGAGCAAGGAGAUGCCUUGAGGUUUCAAUAGCUUUGGAGACUUCAGAGACUGUAUCACGCCGUUUCGUCCAUCCGUCCCGGAGGAACUCUCCAACAAUUGUGAAGGUUCAAAGUGAUCAUUAUGAGGUUGUUGCUGAUUUAAUUCAGACAAGCUUUCUUUUCUCAAUUCCCAUGGAUGGGCCAAUGUCCUUUUCCACUCCACAUGUAUCUUUGCAGUGGGCACUUCGCUUUGAAUUUUUUACCACCCCAAAGAAUGUGGAUUGGACCAGAUAUGAGCAUCCUCUCAUGAUAGAAGGAAGAGAGAAAAGUGAAUGGAUUCUUCCAAUCAAUGUGCAUGCUCCUCCAUCUAGCUCUGCAGCUGCUCAGAACAGAAAUGAGAGGUCUUUCUCUUUGGAUCCCUUAUGGAUGCACAGCUGAGGUGCUUAUGUUAAAUGAAGUGCUUGUAGAAUUCUCCAGCAAUUUUAGCAUCACCUCGACGUCUCGCUGCCAGGAAGUUUUCUGAAGAAACUAACAUCUAGCAAAUGCAGAUGUCGAACUGAAUCGCCCGAAGAAGAUGAUGGCGAUGAGCGUAUAGGCCAUUGACGUUGCAGGUUGACUAUGAUAUGUUGCAAUUUAUCGCCAGAUGGUUCAGAGUAUUUUUCCUUCAAUUGUGCUAUACAUGUAAAGCAAUAUUAUUUUGUGCUUGAAAUUAUUGUUCAUGAUCUUUCCUGAAAGCUUCCAAUUUCAAGACAACUAAAUAAAUUAACAUUUUUUUAUAAUAUUAGUAAAUGACCUAAAUGGCCUAUAUUUUGCAA